This is a messenger RNA of Notodromas monacha, 1597 nucleotides long. NCBI's taxonomy places the organism in Eukaryota, Metazoa, Arthropoda, Ostracoda, Podocopida, Cyprididae. The record is from the annotation of a GenBank genome assembly.
CUUCUCAUCAAGGAAAUUGCAGUAAUCAUAUUUGCUUUAGCAAUUUCCUGUUUCUAGGCUUUCUAAAAGGUUUCUUCUGAAACUACCAAAAAGGGUCUUCUGUAAAUUACUGUAUUUCUAAGAUAACAAACUCACCCCGCACAAAUAAAAAAAAAGGUUCCAUCCUUUUGUGAAAGUCAGCAGAAAAAAGAACAACAAGUGAACCGAGUGCAAGACUCAGUGCGACAGUGCCCUAUUUUCUGUUGCUGUUUCUUUCAGGAGCCAUAAAGGCUUUAUGGGAAUGGCAAUUGUUAUUACCAACCCUCAGGAGGAAUCAGGCAUGAAUCCAACAGAUGUUUGGAUCAAGAAGAAUGAUAAUAUCUUCUUCAGUCGGCAUCAAGUGCCAUUCGUUAACGGAUGAUUUGUUGGGCCUGAAAUUUCGGCGGUGUUCUUUGGUGAGCAUUGUUAGCUUAUAUUAAUUUUUUCAAAUUUUUAUGAUGGUAACUUUUUGAUUUUUGUAACGAACAACGCAGCAUCGUUAACGACUUCCUGUCUGAAAAAGUUGACAAAAGUUGAUGGGUCUCCUGGAGCUGGUGGCCUCAAACAUUGUUUCGCGAAUUGUUUGUGUGGUAAGUGACUUUGUGCUGUUGGGGAUCUUCAAAUUUGUCAAGAGGAAACUCCAACAAGUGAAAAAUGGCGUUCCUGAGGCUGUUGGUUCUGGUGUUUGUUGGGGUUGCUGCUGCUGGGGCCGACUGAGGUCCGGAAGGAGGGGCGUUCCUGUGUCGGGACGUCUGCGGCAAGGAGGUGAGAGGCGCCAGUGGCUACGGGCGCCGCGUGACGUUUGUCGGGGCGACGCUGUUUUUGGACUGCAUCAGGCAGGCGGACCUCAAGGAGGUGAAACUGCUGUCUCCAAAGGUGUGCGUCGGGCGUUGGUCCGAGAUGGAUCAAGUGCUGGUGACGCCGUGGAGGUGGUGCAAGGAAGUUGUGCCACCAGAGCCGGAGAUCUCAACAGCGGCGGUUCUGCCGGUGAUGAGCCUUGCCCAGUGGCGCCGAUGGCCAACCUGGCAGUUGUCCACGUGCCGGCAAGCAAAACGCUGUUUGUGGUUUGGGCGCCGCCUUUGACGCAACAAAGCGUCAUGGUGGCCCAAGAGGUGCCACACGUAAUCAGGGCGCUGUUGUCUAUGCCGGAGGUGACAGUCAACAUCAAGCACGGUGUUGCGCAUGUUGAGGCAGAUGUGGACCCGUGGACUGCCAUGGUCCUGGUUUUCAUGGGCCUUGGAGGGGCAGGGGCUACGUCCCUAGCUGUCUUUUUGGUCUGGCUUGUGAAGUUCAUCAGGAACAAGUCAUCGUACAUGAGGGAGCUGGUGCGGAUGCUGAUGCCAGAGGAUCAACAGGAUCCGGAAGCCCAACCAGUUGUGGAUCUGCUGGGGCUGGAAGAGACAGAUAAACCCGUAGAAGAAGAAAAGGAGGAAGAGUUGGUCCUUGAGGACAACAAUCCUUUUAAAGAGAUGCUGAACGCGUAAUAUGUAAAAUCGCGUCAGAUGAGAGAGAAAGUGCCAUUUUUUGUAUCCGCGUUUUUUAUAUGGGUAAAAGGCAAUAAGAGAAAUUGUAAAAAGAA